AUGGACAUUCCUUAAAAAUGCAUUUCAUUCAGUCCAAAUUGGUUUUAUCCACAAAUUGCUUAAAUGAACGGGGAUUUACUGUGUUACGGGGUCAAUGAAUAAGUUUUUGUUUAUAAUAGUUAAACCAAAUACUUCAAAUAUACAUUGCAAGGAUAAUAAAAAGUAACAAUGUUGUAUUUAAAAGAUCAAUACAUAUUUGUUGGCUAAGAGGGUGGUGUUAUAACAAUGUUUUAACAAUAGAAAUAUUUGGGUAAGCUUGAAUUUAAUAUUGAAAUUCCUAUGAUUUUAAAGGAAAUCCAUAAUGAAUAUUUGUUAUUAGAUAAUAAAGGUAUAGCACUUGGAUUUAAAUUGGAUGAUAAAUUUGAAUUGAUUGAUUUUGGAUUGAAAUUAAUAACUUAACCUCAUUGUAUUCCAAAAUGGGGAGAUGAGAAUGUAGUCAUUUAUUUGAGUGGAAGAAUGUAUAGAUAUGAAUAAAAAUCUGAAUAUGAUUAUCCAUAUCAUAUUUUAUGCGUUGAUAGAUUUAAAAAUAAAUAUGGAGUUUUAAAUAAAUUGCAUAAAUCAAUUAGUCUACAUGUAUUUGAAUUAGAUUAAAUAGAUGAAUGGAAAUAAACAAAUACCAUUAAUGAUAAUGAUAUUUUCAUUGAAUUAAGAUUUAUAGUAAAUGAGAAGUUGCCAACAGAAAAUCUCAAGAAAGCUUCAUUAAGCAUUAAAUUUUUGGAUGAUAAACAAAUUUUUAUUACUUCUAAACAAGGAGAAAUCUUUUUAAUUUAGUUAACAAAUUAAGUCAAAUAAUUAAAAUUGGAUGCCAAUGUCAUUUCUGAUAAAUAUUUCUACAAAUUACCAUAAGAAAUUCACAUCAAGGGUAUAUAUUUAAUGAAUAACUAUCAAAAUAAAUAUUAUACAGUAGGUUUAGAUAGAAGAAUAUUUUCAUUUUGUAUUGAAGAUGGUUAAAUUGUUGAUUAUCAUAAAUUUGUUUGUUUGGCUGGCAAAGUCAACAAAUUAUAAAUUGGUAAAGAAAAGAAUUUAAUAUAUUAUCAUGAUCAAACACUAAAAUCUAUUGAUUUAACAAAAAAUAAAUAUCCUGUAUAUAUCAAUGAAUUUUGGAAAAUAACUGAUUUUUCUAAUUUCUAUAUAUGUCCAUUUUAAGAAGGUAUUGCUAUAAUUCAAAAAGAAUAAAAGAUAGAAUUAUAUGAUAUUUAUAAAGAAGAAUUAUUAGAUAAAUAUGUUUGUGAAGAUCCAAUUUCUAAAAUUGAAUGGCUUAAUAAAAAAUAAAUAUUACAUUUAUUAGAUUUAUUUGAUAUUAAAUAAUAAAAAGAAUAAGAUAAUGAAUUAAUUAAUAAACCACAUUCAAUUUAAGAUUAUAUCCUAAUUAUCAUGUUAAGUGGCAGAAUUUAAUUAAUUGAAUUAUCAACUGGAUAAGUUUUAGUCAAUUUUUUGAUUUAAUAAAAGAUUUAAAUAUAAUAGCUAAUUAAAAAUAAAACAUUUGAUAUUGUUACAAUAAACAUGAACAGCAUUAUAUUUUUAUUUAAUAAUGAUAAAUGUUAUUUGUUUUUUAUUUUUAAUGGAUAACAUGUGUUCUAUUACUCAAAAUAAAAUUGUGAUACAAAAUUAAUUCAUAAUGUAGAUAUAAAUUGCAUUGAUGUCAGUUUAUACAAUAACAAUAUCUACUUACUUACUGGUUGUAAUAACCAAACGUUAUCUAUAAAUGUUAUUCAUGAUGAAAUUGUUCUAUUGGGUUAUUUGAAACAUAGAUUUCCUAUUCAAAAAGUUUAAUAAAGAAAUGGAUUAGUUACAGCAUUAGCUAAAUGUCAUUAAUCAUUAUAAAUUUGGAAUGUUAUUGAAAUUCUAUAAAGAAUGAUACAAUUGAUUGAUUUAUUUAUUAUUUUAUUUCAGGUCACAGUGGAUUUUUGUUAGAUUUUGUAUAUUUCACUAACAAUUUGA
Paramecium pentaurelia is the source of this 1941-nucleotide messenger RNA. The record is from the annotation of a GenBank genome assembly. NCBI's taxonomy places the organism in Eukaryota, Ciliophora, Oligohymenophorea, Peniculida, Parameciidae.